Carcharodon carcharias (great white shark) is the source of this 2073-nucleotide messenger RNA. RefSeq names its product chaperonin containing TCP1, subunit 3 (gamma) (gene cct3). Gene Ontology annotation, biological process: protein folding. Gene Ontology annotation, cellular component: chaperonin-containing T-complex. The transcript is spliced from 14 exons. The coding region runs from base 166 to 1794 and encodes 542 amino acids. Gene Ontology annotation, molecular function: ATP-dependent protein folding chaperone; ATP binding; ATP hydrolysis activity. The record is from RefSeq and is a predicted model, not a curated record. Lineage: Eukaryota; Metazoa; Chordata; Chondrichthyes; Lamniformes; Lamnidae.
UGCCCGCCCAACCGACCAAGGACCGAAGCCGAUUGGCGGAAGGCGGGGGAAGGGACGAGGGGGCGAGGCGGUGAUUGGAGGAGAGGCACUGUCAAUCGGGCCGGCAGCAGGUUCGGGUGCGACGCUGGUGUGAGGCCGAAGAAGCUUCUGGAGAGAGAACUCAAGAUGCUCGGGCGGCAAGUGCUGGUGCUGAGUCAGAACGUGAAGCGGGAAUCGGGCCGCAAAGUGCAGCAGGGAAACAUCAACGCGGCCAAGACAAUCGCUGAUGUUAUUCGAACAUGCCUGGGACCAAGAGCGAUGAUGAAGAUGUUGCUGGAUCCCAUGGGUGGCAUUGUCAUGACAAACGACGGAAAUGCCAUUUUGCGAGAGAUCCAGGUGCAGCACCCGGCAGCCAAGUCCAUGGUUGAGAUCAGCCGCACCCAGGAUGAAGAAGUUGGAGAUGGGACCACCUCUGUCAUCAUCCUCGCUGGAGAGAUGCUGUCAGUCGCUGAGCAGUACCUCGAACAACAGAUGCACCCGUCUGUCAUCAUUGGUGCUUACCACCAGGCACUGGAGGACAUGAUUACCACCCUUAAGGAGAUCAGCACUCCUGUCGAUAUCAAUGACCGUGAAAUGAUGUUGAAAAUUAUCAAAAGCGCCAUCAACACCAAGGUGACCAACCUUCAGAUUGAUCUGGCCUGUAACAUCGCGCUUGACGCUGUGAAGACUGUGGAAAUGGAAGAAAAUGGCCGCAAGGAGAUUGACAUCAAGAAAUAUGCCAAGGUUGAGAAGAUUCCCGGUGGUUUCAUUCACGACUCCAAUGUGCUGCAGGGGGUGAUGGUGAACAAAGAUGUGACCCACCCGCGGAUGCGCAGGCAUAUCAAAAAUCCCCGUAUCAUGCUGCUGGACUGCUCUUUGGAGUACAAGAAAGGAGAGAGUCAGACUGAUAUUGAGAUCACUCGUGAGGAGGACUUCACCCGCAUCCUGCAGAUGGAGGAAGAAUACAUCCAGCAGAUCUGUGAGGACGUUAUCCGCUUCAAGCCUGACCUCCUGUUUACUGAGAAGGGUAUCUCAGACCUGGCCCUUCAUUACCUCAUGAAGGCAAAUAUCUCUGCCAUCCGUCGCAUCAGAAAGAGUGACAGCAACCGAAUUGCCAGGGCAUGUGGUGCUCGGGUUGUUAGCCGGACAGACGAGCUGCGUGAGGAGGAUAUUGGCACGGGUGCUGGCCUCUUUGAGAUCAAAAAGAUUGGCGAUGAGUAUUUUGCUUUUGUCACCGAAUGCAAAGAGCCAAAAGCUUGCACCAUUCUCCUCCGAGGAGCCAGCAAAGAGAUACUGGCGGAAGUGGAGCGUAACCUACAGGAUGCUAUGCAGGUGACUCGGAACAUCCUCCUCGAUCCACACUUGGUCCCUGGGGGCGGAGCAGUGGAAAUGGCCAUAGCACAUGCCCUAACUGAGAAAUCCAAGACCAUGACCGGAGUGGAGCAGUGGCCGUACCGUGCGUUGGCAAAUGCCCUCGAGGUCAUCCCCAGAACAUUAAUCCAGAACUGUGGAGCGAGCACCAUCCGCUUGCUGACCUCCCUUCGGGCGAAGCACACGCAGGAAGGCUGUCAGACCUGGGGAGUCAACGGAGAGACUGGAGCCUUGGUGGACAUGAAGGAGCUCGGGAUCUGGGAGCCUCUCACUGUGAAAUCACAAACUUUCAAAACAUCGGUCGAGACCGCCAUCUUGCUGCUGCGCAUCGAUGACAUUGUGUCUGGUCACAAGAGCAAGAAGGACAACAGUCACGGGGGUGAUGGGGAUGCUUCAUACAAUUAAACCACGAGAUGGGAUGGAACACAGGACAGCACCAUGAAGGACCAUGAUGCACAAGUCACCCUCAACACUGGACAGGACCCUCUCACGCACUCCGCAAAUAUUUAUUGUUUAAAGAAGGGAAAAGGCAGCAAAGUUCAACCCAGUCGUUUGGUGGGUGGGGAGGGGAGGCAAAUAAAAUUCCGGUUACCUGUUGUGGAUGUCUCCAUAGCUGACUGAGGGCCAAGAGUAACUUUCAUUUAAUUUCGAGUGUCAGCAUUCAAUAAAGAUUACUCCAGUGUU